AUGUGGUUCAGCUUAGUGCAGCAGAUGGUUCGACAGGACCCCGCAUACUAUGCUUUCUAUGCGCUAUGCCGUCCUGAUCAUGCGUGGAAGCUGGUGUCAUUUCCAUAUUAUGCCAAGCGAACGUAUCCUGGAGAACGCACCUUCUUUCGCCACAUUGAUGUGAAUAUCACCGACUUUGUGCGUAGUGGUCGGGGUGAGAAUGCGCUACAAGGGAGCCUCGCUCUCUCCGAUGAGGAUAGCCGCAACUGCACCGAAUUACUCCUAGGUAUGUAUCGCGACAUCGGCACGUGGCAUAAGCGGCUGAUCGACCGAGGGUACGCCAAGGAUGGGUAUGUGCAGCGUAUCGACGCCGAUAUGUGGACUAAAGAGGACGGGGCCCACUUUGGCUAUGGCCGGACUAAACAGAUCUGCCAGUUUGGGGGUGUACGGCUGAGUCUACCUGGCCUACCCCAUGGGUCUACCGGUCCCGCGAGUUCUCAGCGUAUUAACAUCCUACCUUGGUUCGUUGCCAUGGGUGAUGAUCACCAGACACUAGACACCGCAGAGUCUGGCACCUGGGAUGACCUCUCGCGCUGCCAUCGUGAUUUCCAGUCGGGCACUAAGACACCAUCCGGUCUGCCGAAUAGCACGUACGGUGGUCGAGUGGAUAAUAUAUUUCCUGCGACCGUUCGGCUAGGACACUUGGGUGCGAUUUCAGAUGCGCUUAUUGGCCAGACGCGAUGGGAUACAGCAGACAGACGAAACGCCCAGCGCCUAUACUACACUGCGUUUACCAACCUCGUGGCUGCUGAGAAGGAGGCCUUUGGUGAUGAUUCCUACUUCUACCGGAGGGAAUUAAACCUGUCUACUACUCCGGCGUUUAUCCGUGAUGGUGUCUACUAUGCUGGGUUCCAGCGUACCACUAAUGCUCCGGGACCUCCUGAUACCGAAGCAAGUGGCCCUUCUGCUGGCGACGAAGAUAUAGAAGAUGACAAAUCGGCAGAUGUCGAUGUCAGAGAGCAUGAAGAUGUCGAAAGGAUAUUCGCAGAUAUGUGCCGUGGUGGUGCCCUUGGGUAUAUAGCUCCUCCUGACUUUUCCGCUAUACGUCUGUAG
This is a messenger RNA of Penicillium samsonianum, 1092 nucleotides long. RefSeq lists its product as uncharacterized. Bases 1 to 1092 code for a protein of 363 amino acids. The record is from RefSeq and is a predicted model, not a curated record. Lineage: Eukaryota; Fungi; Ascomycota; Eurotiomycetes; Eurotiales; Aspergillaceae. The transcript has 2 exons.